Messenger RNA from Marchantia polymorpha subsp. ruderalis, 1543 nucleotides. NCBI's taxonomy places the organism in Eukaryota, Viridiplantae, Streptophyta, Marchantiopsida, Marchantiales, Marchantiaceae. The record is from the annotation of a GenBank genome assembly.
ACACUUACGACAACAAGCGAACCUGAACUGCCUGCUUGUUCUGCACAAUCUACGGGCCUUCACAUUCAGUUCACAAUGAGUGCUUCCUCAGGAGCUCGCUGCCUUGACUGCCCUUCUUGGCACAAGCUCGCAGCAGCCUUGUUUAUGAUCGCCGCACUCAAUGCAGCUCCGGCUCUCACUGCUAGUAGGAACCCUGCGUGUCCCACUGCUUUCUGGAAUUUCGGAGACUCGCUGACGGACACGGGGGGCUCACUGAACGUCUUCCCUUGGUUCACGGACCCCGAACGCAGCCCCUAUGGAGAAUCGUUCUUCGGACGACCAGCUAAACGUUACUGCAACGGACGUGUUGUGCCUGACUUCUUCUCUCUGGCGUUCAAGUUCCCCCUCCUGCAACCGUACAUCCAAGCUGGUGCAUUCGAUUACAACUAUGGAGCGAACUUUGCUUCGGGCGGAACAACUGCUUCCAACGACACUUUUGUGAACCCGAUCUUCCUGAAGUUUCAAGUUACUGAAUAUGUCAGACUCAAGCAGAGUGCAAUUUCUGAGAAGGGUCAAUUGACGUGCCUGCCGUUCAAACAAUUUCUGCCUCUAGAUGAUUCCUAUGCAGAAGGAUUGUACAGCGUUGAAAUUGGAGGAAACGACAUUAUUAAUGCCAUCUUAUUCGAAAACAAGAGUGCAGUGCAAGUCCUAACUCAAGUGAUCCCUGCGGCCAUGAUUAACAUCCUCGACAGUAUCAAGAUCUUAACUUCAAAUGGUGCCAAAAAGUUCAUCAUCUUCAAUCUCCCGAAUGCAGGCUGCAGCACCAUAGUUAUCACUGUUCUGGGACCCAUACCCGGGGUACAAAAAGACGCUAUGGGCUGUGUUGUGCUUAUCAAUCAGCUGGAUCAAGCCUACAACAAAGCUCUUAAUGAUACAAUCACAACUGCUCGGCUUUUAUAUCCUGGCAGAACCUUCUCCAUCUUCAACUACUACGCUGCCAACUUGGAAAUUUUGACAAAUCCAUCUCUUUACGGAUUCAAUCCAGCUUUGACCAAGCGUGCCUGCUGCGGAGCGCCUGGAGUUGGGACCCUCAACUACAACCCUCUCAUUACUUGCGGUAAAGCAGGGUCCAACAAGUGUGCGAACCCGGACGAGUAUGUUAACUGGGAUGGUGUACAUUUUACCGAAGCCUUUUACAGGCAAAUCGCAUUAUGGGCCCUCGCUGGAAAAUUUACUGAUAACCCGGUCAACUACACCUCUCUUUGCAACUUAGAUUUCCAGAACUUUGCGAAGUCUGCCACAUACAACUCCGUGUAUCCUCAGAGUUGCAGGGUCACUUUCACGUCAUGAAUUCUGUCGCUUUCAUACAUCUAGAUUUAAGCGCAGACAACCAGAAACCUAGAUCUCAGAAGAGGUAAUAAGGGAUAUCAGGCCGUGCGAGAACGCUUCAUGAACUGAAGCUCCGUACACUGUGAACCUGAUAAAUAUCCGAGUAUUCCUUGUCCUUCUCUUCGUGCAUGUUGAGACUCUCUUGCAUGGCGCCUAAUAAAGUGAAAUAAGUUGA